Scatophagus argus is the source of this 2037-nucleotide messenger RNA. RefSeq names its product GTPase IMAP family member 8-like. The transcript is spliced from 4 exons. Lineage: Eukaryota; Metazoa; Chordata; Actinopteri; Scatophagidae. Gene Ontology annotation, molecular function: GTP binding. The record is from RefSeq and is a predicted model, not a curated record. The annotation marks the transcript as partial.
AUGGCGCUAGAGUCCAGCCGGGGAGCGGUGACGUUCUUGUCCAUCUUGCCCACAGAACGCAAGGCGAUCCCUCUCUUUUUAGUCUUUAAGCUCCGUUCAGGCGCAUUGCGUUUCUGCAACGAGCAACCUGUGACACGUGACAAACACUAUGUUCAGGAGCUGAGGAUUGUCCUCCUGGGGCAUGACUGGCUAGAGAAGAGUUUGACAGGAAACACCAUCCUCGGCCAACAGAUGUUUGACAUCGGCAGAGAUGUGAAGAUGUGUGUCAGGAGGCAGGGCACCCUUGAUGGGGGCCGUAAAGUUAUUGUUGUCAACAGCCCUGAAAGGUGGAUCCGAUACUUUGUCCAAAACCCCAGCCUGGUGAAGAACAACAUGUUGGCCUGCAUGGCCAUGUGCCUGCCAGGACCACAUGCCUUCCUCCUGGUUAUACCUGUGAGCUCUGAUCGAGGUAGGGAGUGGACAGUAGAGGGACCUCUUGAACUACUUAAUGACACAGUGUGGAGAAACACAAUAGUAGUAUUUACCAGAUGUGAGCGAUUGAGAGGGUCACCUGUGGAGGGAUACAUUGCAAGACGCACGUUUCUCAAGGCACUUUUGGAGAAGUGUGGACAUAGAUACCACCUUUUAGACACAACCGUUUGGGGAGAAGAUGAUGACACUCAGGUUGUAGACCUUUUGGAGAAAGUUGAUGCAAUGGUGGCAGGAAAUAUAAAGACAGGAGGAGGUGGUUAUGUGACCACAAAAGAAGAAGUCUUUAGAAUAACUGUGAGGGAAAGAAAAGAAGCAGAAGAGAAGGCGAUUCUGAGACGAAUGGAUGUGCAGAUGGUCAGAAGGACACUCAGAUGUCUAAUGGGACAGUCUCAUCUGAUUUCAAUGCUACGAAUUCUCAUUGUGGGACCGAAGCAUGUUGGUAAGAGCUCAGCUGGAAACACCAUUCUUGGCAAUGAAGUCUUUCCUUCUAGAUGUCCAACAUCCCAGUGCACUAAGAGACAGGGUAAAGUUUACAGAAAGCGAGUCACUGUGGUUGACACUCCCGGCUGGCACGGGAGAUACUGCUCAGAGGACACUCCACUGGAGAUACAACAGCAGAUAGCCCACAGUGCAUCUCUGUGUGCCCCCAUUCCCCAUGCCGUCCUGGUAGUCAUUCGCAGCGAUGAGACCUUCACUGAAACUGACCGUUGGAAUGUGGAGGAACAUUUGAGUUUGCUUGGAGUUUGGGUUUGGACUCGAACCAUCAUACUGUUCACCUGGGGUGACAAACUGGGAGUAAUACCCAUUGAACAACACAUUGAAAGAUGGCCAGCCCUCCAGUGGCUGGUCGACAAAUGCGGAAAUAGAUAUCAUGUUUUUGAUAACUCAAACAGGGUUGGAGACAUUCAGGUCAGAGAACUGCUUGCAAAGAUUGAGGAAACUGAGGUGGGAAAUGACACUGGACACCUGUUACACAGAUUCAUGGAACUCAGAGAAGACAACAGGAAGCUGGAUCAAAGCUCCAAAAAGAUUGCAAGACAGCUCAAAAAGGCAAGCUUACACAAUGAUCUCCUGAGGCAAACAGUUGAGGAGAAGGAGAGGAUAGUAGAGGACAUGAAUAAGACGGCUAAAGAAAAGGAUGAGCAGACUGAAGCUCUGAAACUCACAACUGAUAAGGAGACGGAGGCAGAAAUCAAGAAAAAUAAAGACUAUGAAGAGAUUAGCAGAAGAUUAGUGGAAGUCGAGAGGGAGAAUAACCAUCUCAAAAAACUCGUUAUUGGGAGAGACAGAAUGAUAUCAAGCUUGAGGGAAAAAUGUGCUUUCAAAGACAAUGUGAUUAAAGCUACAAUGCAAAGCAGUGAGGUUGAAAAGGAAGUGCAAAAGGAGCGGGUGAACGAACAAAAGCAAGGGACAACAACCUCAAAGGAGUGCGAGAAGAAAGAUAAAGAGCUGGAUCAAAUGAUGAUUAAUCACAAAAGAGACGCAAAAGAGCUUAGAGAGACGACUGAAUGCCUGAAUAGAGAAAAUAAAGAUACAAAGACAGUGUUGAAAGACAUGAUCAGUCAG